Molecule: messenger RNA, 858 nt
Organism: Saccostrea cuccullata (small rock oyster)
Lineage: Eukaryota; Metazoa; Mollusca; Bivalvia; Ostreida; Ostreidae
Product: putative nuclease HARBI1
Exons: 1
Coding region: 1-858 (285 amino acids)
Source: RefSeq, a predicted model, not a curated record
AUGACAUCACAAGGCCUACACGAAGGUCUCAUGCACUUCCAGCUUAUGGCUGCAUUACGUUUCUUUGCUACUGGUAACUUUCAAACAGUAACUGCCGACUUACAUGGAAUAAGUAAGGCAAGCAUUUCACGAAUUGUUAGAGAUGUGUCUCAAUCAUUGGUCAAAAUAAGUCCAAGAUAUAUAAAAAUGUCCGUUGAUGAGAAUGAAAUUACAAACAGAAUGUAUGAUUUUUCCAGAAUUUGUGGCUUCCCUAGUGUUAUAGGCGCAAUAGACGGUACCCAUGUGGGAAUAAAGUCCCCAUCAUUUGAAGAACACGUCUUUGUGAAUAGAAAAAAUUACCACUCUAUAAACACUCUGGCUGUAUGUGAUGCAAAACUGAAAUUCAUUAAUAUAGUAGCAAAGUGGCCUGGAUCAUCACAUGAUUCGUUUGUAUGGAACAAUUCCACUCUUUGUCAACUUUUUGAAAACAAGAACAUCCCAAGAGGAUGGCUUUUAGGUGACAGUGGAUAUCCACUUAGAUCAUUUCUACUUACACCUGUUAUGAAUCCAACCACACCCAAGGAGAAUGCCUAUAAUACAGCACACAUAAAAACGAGAAAUGUAAUUGAAAGGUGUUUCGAAGUGUGGAAAAUGCGCUUUCGCUGCAUGGACACUUCUGGUGGUACUUUACAGUUUUCAGCCAAAAGAACCUGCAACAUCAUAGUGGCGACUGCAGUUUUGCACAACAUUUGUGUUGAAAACAGAGUCCCAGAACCACAAGGCAGGCCUGUUAUUAAUGACGGUAAUGACUGUGUAUAUCGUGGAACGCUAAAUGAUGGAAAUGACAAUAGGAGACGGUUGAUUGAAGCUAGGUUUUAG